Messenger RNA from Dufourea novaeangliae, 966 nucleotides. RefSeq lists its product as uncharacterized. Gene Ontology annotation, cellular component: neuron projection membrane. The transcript has 5 exons. Lineage: Eukaryota; Metazoa; Arthropoda; Insecta; Hymenoptera; Halictidae. Gene Ontology annotation, biological process: synapse organization. Bases 1 to 966 code for a protein of 321 amino acids. The record is from RefSeq and is a predicted model, not a curated record.
AUGGUACACGAGGGCACCGGUCUAUGGCACGACGCUGGAUUCGGCGUAUCGAGGUGGCUGAUGAUCAUAAUACACGGAUACCGGGCCACCACCCUAGUGCUAUUCAUCCUGCUUAACGUGCUGGUGCGAACUGCAGAGUAUCCGACGGCGGUCAACGCCGAGAUAGUGGAGGCGAACGGGAACUCUUUGGAAGUUAGCGUUACUGGGAUGCCGUUGGACGUCGAUCUACCCCCUACCAUGCCGAUGACAUUCGGCACGGAUAAUUCGACGGUGAUCUCCGCGCAAUCUGGAUCCACCGCGUUGCUGCCAUGCGUCGUUCGUAAUCUCGGGGAUGGAAUGGUGUCGUGGAUCAAACGGAAGAACGUUCAGGAGUUACUGACCGUCGGGUUGACUACGUACGCGAACGACGAGCGGUUCCAGGCAAUUCAUUUCCUCCACAGCGAGGAUUGGACUCUUCAAAUAAAAUACGUUCAACCGAGGGACGCCGGAUUGUACCAGUGCCAAGUGUCCACCCAUCCGCCCACCAGUAUAUUUCUGUUCCUCGUGGUUGUCGAGGCGAGAGCAGAGAUAGCCGGCCCCUCGGAGAAGUUCGUGAGGCCAGGUAGCACCCUGCAGCUACACUGUCUCGUGGAAAAUUCGACCGAGACCCCCUCCUAUCUGUUCUGGUACCAUAACUUCCGGAUGAUCAACUACGACGUCGAGCAAGGGGUCAAUGUCAGUACCGAUCUGAUCGGCAGGGAGAGCUGGCUGGAGGUACCGCGUGCCUCCGAUCGUCAUUCCGGGAAUUACACCUGCGAGGCGAGCAAUGCGCAACCGGCCCGUGUCCUCGUUCACGUGUUCAAGGGAGAUAAUCCAGCGGCCAUGCAGCACAGCAUCGCGUCAUCCCCAUCCGUCAUGGCGUGCACCGCGCUAUUGAUGAUGUUCACCACGUUGAAGCUUGUGCUACACUCGACCACCAUCAACUGA